GGCCGGGCCCGCGCUUCAUUCUGAGCCGAGGCCGGUGCUGAGCGCGGUUGCUCGGUAGGCGGCGGCGGCGGCGGCGGUGGUGGCCUGAGCUCCGGGCAGCUCUCUCCCCCUCCCGGUCUUUUUCCCCUCCCAGCGCGGCCAGCAUGAAAGCCUUCAGCCCCGUGCGAUCCGUUAGGAAAAGCAGCUUCUCGGACCACAGCCUGGGCAUCUCCCGGAGCAAGACCCCGGUGGACGACCCGCUGAGCCUGCUGUACAACAUGAACGACUGCUACUCCAAGCUCAAGGAGCUGGUGCCCAGCAUCCCGCAGAACAAGAAGGUGAGCAAGAUGGAAAUCCUGCAGCACGUCAUCGACUACAUCCUGGACCUGCAGAUCGCGCUGGACUCGCACCCCGCCAUCGUCAGCCUUCACCACCCGAGGCCCGGGCAGAACCCGGGGUCCCGGACGCCGCUGACCACGCUCAACACCGACAUCAGCAUCCUGUCCCUGCAGACUUGGAUGUGCCGAAUUGCCCGCCACAUCCAGCCAGACACGGACAAAGUAAUUCCGGUGUUGAAGGUCAAGGGUGAAGUCGGGAAAGCUAACGGAAUAAUGUUGGACAUAGAAGCUGCUUUAUAG
Dipodomys ordii (Ord's kangaroo rat) is the source of this 617-nucleotide messenger RNA. RefSeq names its product inhibitor of DNA binding 2, dominant negative helix-loop-helix protein (gene Id2). Gene Ontology annotation, molecular function: transcription regulator activity; protein dimerization activity. Gene Ontology annotation, cellular component: nucleus; cytoplasm. Gene Ontology annotation, biological process: cell differentiation; circadian regulation of gene expression; negative regulation of transcription by RNA polymerase II. The coding region runs from base 144 to 617 and encodes 157 amino acids. The transcript has 2 exons. The record is from RefSeq and is a predicted model, not a curated record. NCBI's taxonomy places the organism in Eukaryota, Metazoa, Chordata, Mammalia, Rodentia, Heteromyidae.